UAGCUGGAGCCCAUAGAAGGCAUGAUCUCGCCUGAGUUGAGCGAUUGACGUGCCGUAUUCUCUGGGCCUCGAAGCUCUCCUGACUGACUACCCGUCUAUAACUUAGGGUUCCUUUUGCCCCACCAAAAGAAUGUUUUCCAAGUACCUGAAAGGUGUUGCUAACGGAGACAGAAGCAAUAGGAACCCCAUGGUCCCGUCUACCCAAGUAUAAACCAUCUAGUCAUCGCAUGUCUAGUCAAGAGUGCUUUCUCUGUAUAAAGCGCGCAAGCAGUUCAGACUUUGCAUAGAUAAAUAUCUUUAACUACUCGUAACACCCUUAUUCCUACUAUUUUUUGUGCGUUUUUUUUGCUCUAUAACUAAUUUAAAUCUAAAUUAUAUUAGCUAUACAAUUGUAACAAACGUAUGCCAAGGUGUAAACAUUAUAAGCGUUACUUCUACGUGGCACUAUAUAUAUAUGAUAGAUAUACUUGUGCAACAUUCGCUAUAACUAACCAAUAAAUAUUUAACGAAGAAGAAGGGUUCAUAAAUUAUACAAUUGACUUAGGACAACUGAUAAAGAACGCAAUGCAAUGUAACCAGAGAGCAUCACUUUAAACUUAAAUAUAUUACCUAAUAGCUAACGAUAAUGAAUACUAUUCAUAAUUAAUAAAUAAACCAAAGAGUGUACGACAUAAUCACCUUUUUUUAUAAAACUUUGGUAUGAAGACCUGAAGAUGCGAUCAAUGUUUUUAAGCCUUGGUCAGAGUAAGCGAUUGUACAUUUUUUUCCGGCCCAUAUCAGCAUAUAGUGCAGUGAUGUAACAGUUCGGAAAUCGCAAAAAGUUUGCCCACCGAGCCCACGUCUCUUGUUUAAUUCACUGAUCGCUUUUGUCUCGCUGACUAAACCCCAGCCUAAACCCAAAAUAUACACUAGGGGGGAGGAGAGGACACACACGCCAAAAGUAUUAUAAGUUCAUGGAGGCAGCAAACACGUUUUCCCUGCGCCGCAUCGUAGUUUAAGCCGAGCCCAAGGGACGUUGACCCGCUGAUCCACUACACUACAAAUGAUGCCGGCACUGGUGGAGACCGAAAUGAAACUGUAACUGCAGGCUACCUGCAAUAGGUGGAGAGUGCUAAGCAGAAAAUGUUAUGCUAAAAGUCAAUUUAUAUUUACAGGUAUGUAGUUUUAUAAUAUAUAGUUUUAAAAUUAAAAAAUAAUAAUCAUUUUAUUGAAGGCAUUUGCCUGCAACGUAAAGAAAUUAUGUGACUAAUAGAUCCCUAUAUACUCAAAUCUGUUUUUGUUUGGAUUUUAGCCUGCACAUCUAUUGGAAGGGAUAUUUGCACGACUGCAAAAACUUUAGAUAUUUUGCUGUUUUUUAUUUUAAUUUAUAAUAAUCAAAUUGUGCACUUGUGCAACAGCUUAUAAAAGGGCUAUUUCCAUUCUUAAAUCAUCAUCCAUAUCCCGCUAGGGCAAAUUUGUCUUAGAGUCAUUUUGUUGUAGUUCGUUGGUGUUUCGCGAUUUAAGCGACUAGUCAUCGUGAUUGCCUCCGAGGGAUUUUGUCAAAGUUUUAGACCAAAUUACCAUCGAUAUUCCCAGAUGCAAAUCCAAUAACCGCACAACGUCACAAGUUGCAAGUUGGACUGAAGUUGCUAUUGUGACCGGCAAUGUUGCGGAUUAUGCAAUGGGAAAGGUGCACCAUCAACUUGUCUGUUGGGAGAUGUGCAUUUACUAUACAAACAAAUCUUUGGCUGACUACAAAACUAUUGCAGAUGCAGCAAUCGGAUGGAGUUGCAGUUAUGAGUUGUCUGCAGCUUUCGCCUGCUAUCUUUUUCACCCCAUCCAUUGGGAUUUCAAAACUAAUGCCCAUUGUUGAAUCCUCCCCCUGACGAUGAUGCGGCACCAUUUGGCCCAUAUUGCAACAAUAACACAGAAAAAAAUCAAUGGUAAUACUAAAUUCUUUUAUUGUAGUUAUUUAGGAUAAUAUAAUUAAAUUUGUAGUUCCUAUUCGCUUAUAGCAUACAAACUAUAUUAAGGUUAUAGGUCUAUUUUGUAGAUAAACCUAUUUUUAAUACAUAUUUUAUAUAUUUAUAUAUAAUAUUUUUAUAUAUAUUAUAUAUAUAUAUAAUAUAUAUAAAAAUAUUAUAUAUAUAAAAAUAUUAUAUAUAUACAUAUAUAUAUAUUACAAUAUUUAAUUUAUGCUUUUGAAAACUCGUACUAACAUAUCCUUUCUUUAGAUUACCACCUUAUUCUUAGCAGUGCCUCGGUAGCACCUUCAAUAUCUGCCAACCACACAGUAAGCGUUAAAAAAUGUUUUUCCUUUUGCCAUCUGGCAGAGCCAAGCUUUUCCGGUUAAAGUUAUGUCGCGUCUGGUUUGGUAUAAAAACUCUCGCUGCCAUCUGUGGUCGUGUCAGUUGUGGAUUUGCACUAAACCCACUAGUUAACCCAAGCGGAGUGUUUUAAGCUAUGAAAGCCUUUGUGUGUCUCCUGCUCAUCGGAGCGGCCAGUGUGACGGCUAAGCCUAAGCCCGGCGGAGGAGGUGGCUGGUCCUCUGGAGGAGGUGGAGGCGGAUGGUCAUCAGGAGGUGGUGGCGGUGGUGGUGGUCAUGGAGGCGGAGGAGACGUGCAAAUUAUUAAAGUGAUUACGGAGAGCGGAUCUUCUGGAGGCGGCGGAGGAGGAGGUGGCUGGUCCUCAGGGGGUGGCGGUGGGGGCGGAGGUGGAUGGUCUUCUGGAGGUGGCGGCGGUGGCUGGUCCUCAGGUGGAGGCGGCGGAAGCGGAGGCGAUGUUAAACUCAUCAAAAUCAUAAGUCUCGGAGGCGGCGGAGGAGGUGGAGGAGGACAUGGUGGUGGUGGAGGAGGCUGGUCUUCUGGAGGAGGAGGUGGCGGUUGGUCAUCAGGCGGAGGUGGUGGUCACGGAAGCAGCGGAGGUGGCGGCACCAAGGUCAUAAAAAUCAUCAAAUUGAGCUCUGGCGGCGGCGGCGGCCAUGGAGGUGGCGGUGGCGGCGGCGGCCAUGGAGGCGGCGGCGGUUGGCAGCCGGCUGGAGGUUGGGCCUAAAAUCUUAGUCCAAUCCUAGUUGUCAAAUCAAUCUUUAACCACUUUUGUAAAUACUGUACAUAUGUAUUCAAAAUGAAAUUUUUUUUUGUUAUUACGUUACUUACCUAAUUGAUGUAGCAAAUCGCACAUGCUUGUUAAAUCAAUAAAUGUACCCCAGUACAAAUAGCAAUACAAAAGAGGAAA
Messenger RNA from Drosophila yakuba, 3213 nucleotides. Its product is annotated as putative glycine-rich cell wall structural protein 1. The record is from RefSeq and is a predicted model, not a curated record. The transcript has 2 exons. The coding region runs from base 2443 to 3030 and encodes 195 amino acids. NCBI's taxonomy places the organism in Eukaryota, Metazoa, Arthropoda, Insecta, Diptera, Drosophilidae.